AAUGCUUCGUGUUUUUCACGCUACAGAUUCYCACAAACGUUUGUGUUUCUGUUUGCUGGUCAAAACACGACAAACAUGGAGAAAUCCGAAGUGGAUUCAAUUAUAAGAGACAUAUUAGAUACUCACAGAGGAUCAGAGAAGAACAAAAAGAAAAAAACUACCAAAUUUUUUAAGUUUAUCAGCGGAGACGAAAGCCCACUCGAGGCRGUCCAGCUUGCUCUUGGUCGAAACGAAAAACUACAAUAUGCACAAUAUAAAGCCCUUACCGAAAUMAUGAAGUUUAUAGAAAACUUCAACGAAAAUAAGAUUGGAGAGUGUGUUGAGACUCUUGGCAGAAUUCUUUUCCAGUGCAAUCUGCUCAAAGUUCUUCAACGUAUUCUACAACUACGACUACCAGACGAAAGCAUCUGUCAAAAUGUACCUUGGAAAAUUGUCCACUACUGUGGAUUGACAAUCUUGACAACAGUUGUAGACUUUUCWAAAAAACUUGACCAUUUCACCAAAACMCUWGUKGAAACUGAUACUGUUGAACUGUUUAUGGACUAUAUAGAAGGUAAAGAUGAUAUAAUAACUUGCUAUCCAGCGGUACACGGGCUGGCAUCUUUGUGUUGCAAUAGUCUUGAGGCAAGAGAAAGAGUUAUAUUUGCAAAUGGUUUGUCUAAACUUGGACAUUAUGUAUACAAGGAYAACUGUCAUAAACUUCACGUUAAGGCCUAUAAGCAAGGCUUACAGAAGUAUCAGAUUGAUGAACUUGACAGACUCAAACURGUUCAUCUUGGAAAGGAACAUUUUAAAGGAGAUAUGUACGCAGGACGGCGUGAUACUAACUACCACGUAUUACUGAAAUGGAGCAGAAAGAUCCAGAAAGCUUCUGCACAAAUAAUUCUAAAGAUAGCAGAACAGAACGACCGACACAGAAAACUUGUUUUUGAAGAUAAAGUUAUAUCAAAAGCUAUUAUCAAGUGGAUUAAGUCACCAGCGAUCUUAGGAGGAGAGGUCGAUAUGAUUGACAUGUCCCUUCAGAUGAUUGCCACACUGUCAGUUAACCAGGAAAUAGCCAAUAAAUUUGUGAAUGAAUACAACAUUGCACAAUACCUUGAGUAUGGAGCAAGCAUUCCAGACCGCGAUCUCUAUCUAGCCUAUACGAGUGUUUACCUACAACUAUGUACCAUGGGAGGGUCCCCUAGAGAAGUCAUUGGUAACAGUGAGAAAAUUCUGCAAAACUUAGCCAUAUUUGUUCACUCUCAUGAUAAGAAGAUGAGAGAAUCUGUUUUGAAGACACUAGUGCGGCUAGUGAGCUUUGGACCAGACUAUGCAACUAAAGUCAUCCAAUGUGGCAUCAAACCAAAGACACUGAUGUUGCUAUCAAGCUUUUAUGAGGAUGAUAAUGGCUACUGCAAGACMCUCAAGCAAGCCCUCAACAGAGGAKCAUCAAGGYGASUCCAUUACAAUGUGGAUGUUCAGUUAUUUAGUAAAUCUGAUAUUUCCAGGCUGUGGAAAAAAGAAGAAGGAUUGUUUGAUAAAACACCACGUGAGUUCUUGCUAACUCUCGAUGCCGACCAAGCUGUACGACUAAAAGAUAUUGGCAAUGAUAAAUUUAAGAAUGAUGAGUACUUGGAGGCUAUUGUCUUCUAYUCAAAAGCCUUGGAUGUUUGUCCUCCRGCAGAAAAGCAGCAAAAAGGAGGAAGUGAAAUUUGGAAAUGGUGGGUCACACCAGCAGCUCUCUAUAGCAACAGAGCUCAGUGUUACUUGAAAACACAAGACUGGCUAUCAGCRCACUUAGAUUGCACACAGGCCAUAGCUAGAUGUAUGGAAGAUGAUCCSAAAGCAGCCAGUCUUCUUACUAAAACUGUAUAUCGUCGAGCCAAAGCUCUGAUGGAACUUGGACACUACCACGAGGCAUUAAAUGAUGUAGCAGUAUGCAUGCGCGAUAAUAACUACAAAAACGACGACAUAGUAUCCUUAUAUAGACAGAUCCURGUCAGGUACCGUCAGUAUGUCGGCCUGGAACCAAUAAGGCGUUGCGCUGUUUGUUUGGAAGGUGAAGGUGAAAAGCUAAAGAGAUGUGCUAAUUGUAGUGAAGUGUAUUGCUCCAAGGAAUGCCAGGUUUUUGGAUGGGACAAYGGACACAAACAAUAUUGCAACGUAGAAUAAAACAACUGAAAAUUAACCUACAAAAUAAUACACUAGCCUUGCAUUGUAACCUAAAAUCAGAUGGCUUAAGAGAUGGCCUAGUUCAAAAUAGUACAUUGUAGAGGUGGAUUGAUCAUUCAACAAGAAUUCCUUCAAAGCUUACAAGCUUUUACCCAUGUUASCAUGGUACAAACCAUCUUACCUUGCCAUCAGCAAGAUUUAUCRUUAUUGAAAUGUUACAGUUACAGUAAAAUUAUAUUUCUGGGCCAGGUUGUUCAAAGCCCGAUUAGUAUUAAUCCAGGGUUAACUCCUUAAUUUUUCUAGUUAACCCUGGAUUAGCACUUAUCAGGCUUCGAACAACCCAGCCCUGUAGUUUGAGACAAACUAGUUUGAUUUCAAUUAUCAGGGUACAGAUUAUUAUCGUGUGAUGUAAAUUUAUAUUUAACUUUAAGUUUGUGAAAAUAUUUCCAUCAAGUGGUGUUGUUAGUUUUAUUCAUAACUUUUUGUGAGGAUCCCGACAGUCAAGGAUCCCUGUGUUAGGAAAGAGGGAUCCUUACAAAGGUGUCUGAAAAUGUUGAUAUUGUAAUAAUUAAUAGAUUGUUAUUGCGCACAAUAAAAGUAACUUCAAAUAGAAA
Exaiptasia diaphana is the source of this 2768-nucleotide messenger RNA. RefSeq lists its product as uncharacterized. The record is from RefSeq and is a predicted model, not a curated record. Gene Ontology annotation, molecular function: protein binding. The transcript has 12 exons. Bases 76 to 2154 code for a protein of 692 amino acids. NCBI's taxonomy places the organism in Eukaryota, Metazoa, Cnidaria, Anthozoa, Actiniaria, Aiptasiidae.